This is a messenger RNA of Closterium sp. NIES-67, 8595 nucleotides long. The record is from the annotation of a GenBank genome assembly. NCBI's taxonomy places the organism in Eukaryota, Viridiplantae, Streptophyta, Zygnematophyceae, Desmidiales, Closteriaceae.
AGGCCGCCAUGGCAACGAGUAAACCAUUUUACCCGAAGUGGUUCAAGUUUUAGGCUUCAGUUGAAAAUAGGAGGCUUGUGACUAGGAACCGGAGAUAGCCCGACUCGUCGUUCCUGUCUGGCUUCGUCGUUUUUUGCUAAGACCGACGAAUAAGGAUAACGCCCUUAGUCGUCUUGAUGGUCCUUUAUUGGACAUGAGCGAAGCGCAAACUCAGACCGAGCACUGAUCGCGUUAUGUCGCGAAACUCGCUUAUCAGUUUCUGUCGGUUUCGGUACGAAACGCCAGAACAGGCUCCUCAGCCCGCUAUUACCAGCUGACUGAUGCGAUACGGUUGAAAUUCAGCUUGGAGCGCUAACCGAGGACCCCCGUAGUCGCACUUUCGGGACACCAAUUACCCAUCAGGGCUAAAGCUCUCAACCAGCCUUGAGUUUAUUAAUCAGCUUUGAGUCGAUCAAUCAGCAGCCAUGGCGACGUCAGCUGUUCCGUCGGUCGCAGCGACUCCACGAGAGCCGUCGGAGUUAGUGCUGAAUAGAGUGAGGGAGCUAGUGCUGCAGAUCGUGGCUGGCGGGAAUCACCCCGAGACGAGUCUCUUGCAUCGGCUCGCCGCGAUUAUCGAAGAUGAGGAGCAAUGGUAUCAGCAGCAAGCGGGUUUCUCCUCGUCGAAUCUUCGAGCCUCUUACACUAUCGGGAGAAUCGUCAGCUCACUGCGCGAGGACGACGAUCUAUACGAGCUGCUGACUUCGAAGCUGCUGCUGCAGUCAUGGCGGUCGCAGGAGGAGCGAGCAGCGGGUGCUCGCCUGCUGCUCGCGUGUGCCAUGAGCUUCGUGUACCGCGGAGUCUUCGAGGAGGGGAUUCUGGAACGGGUCAUUGCGUGGGCCGCCCUCUCCACGCGCACAGCUCCUCCCCCCGCGCUGGCUACCACCGCGACCACUGCCACUGCCGCUUCUGGUGCGGGUGGCGCUGGCGGUGGGCAGGAGGAGGAGGAGGAAGAAGAGGAAGAGGAGGACGCAGGGGAGGAGGGUCCGGGAGGUGAUCGAGGGGGAGGCGGAGGAGCUGCUGCUGCUGCUGGUGGCACUGGCGGCGGUGGUACUGCUGGUUCUGGCGGUGCUGCUGCAGGUGGUUCUGCUGCCAGUGGUGUGGGUGUGAGGGCGAGAGCGUCGUCCGUGCUGGCGACUGACAUGCUGAGAACGUUCUCCACUGGCCUCGUUGCUGUGGCGCUCACCUCCAACGAGGCGGCGGUGGAGCAGGUGGUGCGCACGGGCCUCGUCCCCCACCUCGCCCGCCUCCUCCGCAAGCGGGUGCUGGGGCGCGCUGCUGCUCCAGGCGCAGGGGGGGGAAGAGGCGAGGGGGGAGGAGGAGGAGGCGGAGUGGGGGUGUCGGGGGCAGGGACUAUGGGAACGCCUGUGAGCCGAGCGAGCAAGUUGCGUGGGGGUGGCAGCAGAGGGGAGAGUAGUACGGCUGCUACCGCUGCUGCUGCUGUGGCAGCGGCUCAGAUUGCUGGAGCGGCAGCAGCAGGGGGCGUUGGAGAGGCGAGAGCAGCAGAGGAGAGGGGGAAAACAGAGGCUUUAGGUGAGGGGGCGAGUGAAAUUGCCGCAGCACAAGCGGAUGUGGUAAUGGCCACUCCGGCAAAAGCUGCACCCAGCCCCCUUUCCCCGCUUGGGAAGCUGAAAGACGCAGCAGGGAUGACAACAGAAGGGGGCAGAGAGGACCUGGGGAGCAGAGGACGAGGGGGAGGGGCAGGCGCAGGUAGAAAGGCCGGGCUGAAGGGAAGUAAGAUAGAGCAGAGCGCAGGGAAGGGGAAACAGGCUUCAGCUGCUGGAGCUGGCGGGUCCGAGGUUGAGGGGUUAGGGGUUGGAGGUUUCGGGGCUGGGGGUUCUGGGUCUGGGGGUUCCGGGGUUAAGGGUUCUAUGGCGGCUGAGAGCUCCCUCCCCCCUCCGGCAUCUGUAAAGGUGGGGUCUGUGGACAUAACAGAGGCGGUAGCGGCAGCAUGGGAGUCAGCGAGAAUGGAGGCAGAGGCAGCGAAUGCUCCAGCUGAUGUGGUGGCUGCAGCGGUAGAGGCAGCAGCAGAGUCCGUCAAGCAGGCUGCGGCUGACGCCCUGGAGGGGGGGGGAGGGGACGAGGCAGUGGCUGCUGCUGCUAGGAGCGCUGCUGAUGCUGUGACUCAAGCGGCACAGGCAGUGAGUGGAAGCAAGGGCAAGGCUCCAGGGUCAGGCUCCGCAGCUGCCACUUCCUCUGCAGCAGCAGGGGCAGCAGCAGCUGGCACUGAAACCAUUGCCGCACCAGAAACCGAAACAGAAACAGAGGCAGCCAGGGAACCCUCUGGAAGAACCACCCAGUCAACCCCAGGAGCAUCACAGGAACACACCACAUCCCCACCACGCUCGCUCCCCUCCCCCAUCUCCGUUCCCGCUCGCCCCGCCUGGCAGCUCACCCGCGCGCAGCUGGCGCAGUUGAGGGAGUGGUACGCGGUGCAGACGCUGGCGGCGCUGGGCGAGUACAUGGAGGUGCUGGGGCCCGUGCUGCACGAAAGGGGCGUCGACUUCUGCCUCGCGCUGCUCAGACGCGGGGCGGCCCUCCCUGCUGCCGCUGCUGCCCCUGCUGCUGCUGCUGCUGGGGCAACCGGUACUGGUGCAGCUGUUGCUUCGGGUGCGGACGGUGUGGGUGGCAGUGCUUCUGGUGUUUUAUCUGGCGCUGGAGACUCCACGGCAGGUGCAGCAGCGCCGUGCAGCGGGCCCAUGAGCGUGCUGCUGCUAGCGGACGUGCUGAAGCUGGUGUGCGCGCUCACAGCUCACCGCAAGUUCGCCACGCUCUUUGUGGACCGGGGCGGCGUGCAGCUGCUGCUCUCGCUCCCCCGCGUGCCCCACACGCUCCCCGGCCUUGCUGUCGCGUUCUUCGCCCUCGCCUCUAUCCAGAGUGUCAUGGAGCGUGUAUCUUCCCUCCCGCAGCCCAUCAUCCGCGGCCUCAUCUCCGCGGCUCUGCACCUGCUCCUCUCCCCGCUGGACCACGCGCGCCGCAACACGGCGCUCUUCUUCGCCGCCUCGCUCGCCUUCCCGCGCAUCCUCCUUGAGUUCGACGCCCAGGGGGGGCUCUCUGCCCUCCUCGCCCUGCUGAAAAACGCGGCGCUGCUGAGAGGGGGAAGAGCAGGGGGGGGGGACAACGGUGCAGGUGCUUCUGGUGCUCUGGGAGGGACAGGCUUGAGGUUGCCAUUCCCUCUAGGCGGUGGAGUGCAUUUUCCGAUUGGGGGUGGACUGCGCCCUGGUGCUGCUACUGCUGGGGGAGAGGCAGAACCAGCAGGAGGGGUAGGAGGGGGGGCAGGAGCAGCAGCAGCAGCAGCAGUAGCAGGUACAGCAGCAACCCUACUACUGGGUCCUCCUGGUGGUGCCAGCACGAUGUCAUCGGAGGUGCUGACCCCAGCGGGCCGGCAGGUGGCGCACAACACGUGCAUUGCUUUAAGGCAGUACAUGCGAGUGCACCUCGUGCUGCAUCUAGAGGUGCUGCACUCUGCCUCUGGCGGUGCAUCCUCCCUCUCCUCCCGCCACCGCACCCACCGCCCUGCUCCCCCUCUCCCUCCCCCUGCUGCUCCUGCUGCUGCUACUGCUGCUGCUUCGCCUGCUCCUGCUGCCGCCUCUGCUGCUGCUUCGCCUGCUCCUGCUGCCGCCUCUGCUGCUGCUUCGCCUGCUCCUGCUGCCGCCUCUGCUGCUGCUUCCGCCCUUCCAUCCACCCCAGCUGCUCCUAACACCCUGGCACCAGCAGCAUCGCGCGCAGCAGCAGCCGGGUCGAGCAGCAGCAGCAGGAGUUUGACCAGGGCAGUGGAUUCGAGCGCACAGGCAGUGGAGGGGUUAAUGGAGGCUCUCAUGGUGUCGGAUAGGAGGUUAGCCCAGGCGUUUGUGCGCAGCCGAUGGGGCGCCGCUGAGAGGCUUGUGGAGGAAGGGGCAGUUGACGUGAUGCUGGAGCUAUGCCAGAUGCCGCCCGGGGAACGAACCACGGGGGAGCUAGCAGAGCAUGCCCUGGGCGUGCUGCACGUGCUCACCCUCGCGCCCUUCACCCACCGCCACGUGCUGUCAGCGCGGGUGGCGUCGCAUCGCUCCGGCAUGGCAGUGCUGCUGGAUGCCGCCAGCGGUGCCCUCCUGGCGGACCCUGAGGUCAUGCAGAUCGCACUGCUCGUUGUUGUCAACCUCGUCUGCCCAUUCCCCACUUACUGUGCAGCUGGUAGCCGGACUGCCAUGCACUCGGGUGCUGCUGGUGGCGGUAGUAGUGGUGGUGCUGCCGCUGGUGGUGCUAAUGGUCCUGCUGCUGCUGCUGCUGCUGCUGGUGUUGGUGCAGGGGGGGCUACUAUUGCUACCCCGACAGGAAACCGUGUACUGCCAAGCAUUACAGAAGGGGCUGAGGCAGGGGCGCAGCAGCAGCAGCAGCAGCAGCAGCAGCAGCAGCAGCAGCAGCAGCAGCAGCAGCAGCAGCAGCAGCAGCAGCAGCACCAACAGCAGCAAGAACAGCAGGACGUAUUUUCCACUCCCGUGCGUUCAACACCAGCAGCAGCAGCAGCGACAGCAGCACCUCCAGCGACACCAGCAGCACCGGUCACACCCGCAACACCAGCAACAGCAGCAACACCUGCAGCUGCCACAGCACCGCCCUUAACCCCUCAGGACCGCAGAAUGCAGCCACUAGGCCUAGGCCUGGGAGGCACAGGCCUAGCAGCAUACAUGGAGCAAGGCUACAGGCAGGCCAGAGACGCCCUCCGAGCCAGCAACGGCAUCCGCGUGCUGCUGCAACUUCUACACUGCAAACCGCCCCUCCCUCCCCCCUCUGCAGAUUGUAUUAGGGCGCUGGCUUGUAGGGUUCUGCUGGGUUUGGCAAGGGAUCCUGCACUGACGCAUAUCCUGACAAAGCUGCAGCUCGGGCGGCAGCUGUCGGAUCUUCUGCGGGACGUGUCGGCCGGGUUGUCUUCGUCGUCUUAUCCUGCGUCCGUGCAGCAUCACCAUCACCAGCAGCAGCAGCAGCUGCACCAGCAUCAGCACCAGCACCAUCACCAUCACCACCGGGGGUCUAAUGCCAUGGGGUUGCAUGCGCUGCAUGCUCGAUGGCUGCAUGAAUUCCAGCAAUCAGCUCUCGAGCUAAUCUCGCUCACUACAAGUGCGGGCAAGGCCACAACAGCAGCAGCCACAGACGCAACAGCGCCCACUCUCAAGAGGCUGGAGCGAGCUGCUAUUGCUGCCGCCACUCCCAUCAGCUACCCCCCCAGCGAGCUCCUUCAACUGAUACACGCCCAUCUGGUGUCCGAAGGCCUGCACCAGUCAGCGAACCAGCUACUUGCCGAAGCAAGCAUCAACCCCCUCGUCCCCACCCCCCCUUCCUCCUCCUCCCUCCCAUCCUCCUCUGUAUCUCCCUCGGAGGUUUCUCCGAGUCGCAACCUCCCCCGCACCCUGCCUCCUCCUCCUCCUCCUCCUCCUCCUCCUACGUCAGCAUCAGCAGUGCCAGCUGGCACUCCUGGUGCUCCAUCCACGCCAGCUGGCACAUCAGUUCCAGCAUCAGCAGCAGCGCCAGGUGGCGCCGCUGGAUUGACUGCCGACGGAGCAGGGGGGCUGAGUUGGCCGAAGGGGAAGGCUGGAUGGUUCUGCUCGCUAGGGAGAAAUGGUGAGGGGAGGUGGGGGAGGGGGGAGAAGGCAGGGGAGGGAGGGGAGAAGGGAGCGGAGGGAGGGGAGAGGAGUGUGGGUCGGCAGAGAGGGGUGGGAAUGGAUAGAAGUGGUGCGAGUGGGAGUGGGAGUGGAAACGGAAAGGAGGAGGAAGGGCAGCUGAAGAGGCGACUAUCACUUGGCAGCACGCUUGCAGAUUGGGCUAGAGGCAAGGGGGAGGGCAAGGGGGAGGGCAAGGGGGAGGAGGGGGAGCAUGAGGAGCAGGGCGGGGGGGAGAAGCAGGGCGGGGAAGCCCUGGCUGCAGGCGGCAGGGGAGAAGCGGGAGAAGCAUUAGUUGGGAGAGGGGGAACAAGGGCGGGAGGAGAGGGGGGCAGCAGCAGCAGCAGUGGGGAGAGGGAGAGAGAAAGCACGACAAGCACACCAGCACCUGCAGUGAGGCGGCUAUCUGGCAGGAAGCGAGGGUACAUGGAAGGCUCUGCCUCUGCAGCAGGUCUGCUCGUCUCGCCCCCGGCCAAACGACCCUCCACUCUCCUCCCGCCUCUCCCUCCUGCCAGCCUUGCUGUGCCUUUGUCGGUUCCUAUGGGGGCUGGCACUGCCACAGCUGCUGCAGCUGCUGCAGCUGUUGCACAUGGAGAAGGUCUUGACUCAGAAGGGCCGGUUGUUCACAAGGAAAACCCAGCUGUUGCACAUUCGUCGUUGCCUGAUGCUCGCACGUCUCCUGAUGCUGCAGAUGCCUCUGAUAGUACUGCUGCGGUGUCAGAAAAGCCAGUUGUGGGUUCUGGUGGAAGUUCAGGUGGUGCUGGGGCAGCAGAGGACAGUCAGAACCUGGCAGUUGCCCCAGCCACGUCAGCAGCAAUUCCAGCAGCACCAGCACCAGCACCAGCAACUGUAGCAACAGCAGCAGCAGUGACAGGAACAGUAGGAGCAGCAGCACCCGCACCAGCACCAGCACCAACAGUAGUACCUUCCCAAGCAGUACCUCCCCCAACUUUAGACGGCAUAGUCACCUCCUGGCUAAAGCAGCAGCACCGGCAAUGCCCCGCGCCCAUCACCACCCUCCCCCCGCUCUCCCUCCUCCACCCGCACACCUGCCCCGAGCCUCUCCGUUCCCUCGACGCCCCUUUCAGCAUCACCCGCCGCCUCUCCGCCCGCCAACGCCACCCCUCGUACGGAGGCUGGCAGGGCAAGCGGCUGGAUAGGCAGCUGGUUUUCAGCCGGUUCCGGCCCUGGCGGACGUGUAGGGAGGACGCUGUAAUGAUCACUAGUGCUUCGCCUAGACCCGGAUACCAUGAUGAUGAUCGGGGGGGGUGCGGCGGACGAGGAAGGGGCGGGGAGGGAUCACGAGAUGGGGCGGCAGCAGCAUCACCAGCAGCAGCGUCAGCUUCGGCAGCCUAUGGAGCAGCGUCCUGCCUCCUCCUCUCAUCAACACGCACAGAAGUGAAGCUGUGGGACGCCAGCGACCUCUCCCUCGGCCCGCUCCACACCUUCCCUGCGUGCCGCCUGGGCCGGUUCAGCCACUCGGCUCGCACCAUCGCUGCAGUGAGGACGGAGGGGCAGGCGAGGGAGUCCAGGGAGGUGCUUCUCUACGAUGUUGCAACAGGCAGGCUGCAGGAAACGCUUAGGGAAGCACCAAUUGCUGCAGAUGCCUUUGCUGCUCUGGGUGGUGCUGCCGGUGGUGGUGGUGCGAGUGGUGCGCUUGGUGGGAUUGGUGGGGGGGGUCUGGGUGGUGCUCGCGGUGGAAAUGGUGGUUUUGGCGGUCUCUUCGGCGGUUUUGGCGGGUACGGAGGGUUUGGAGGGUUUGGGAUGGGGCUCGCAGGGGCAGGAGGAGCCGCUACUACUGGUGCCGCCGCCGCUGCUGCUGCUGCUGCUGGUGUUCCUAUAAUGGGUGGAGGAGGGGUGGGAGUGAGCCGCGCGCUAGGGUCGCAGGCAGUGCAUUUCGCCCCUUUGGACGACCUGCUGCUGUGGAACGGGUAUCUGUGGGACCCCAGGAUCAGUGAGCCCGUGCACCGCUUCGACCAGUUCUCGGAUUAUGGGGGCGGGGGCUUCCACCCCUCUGGCAACGAGGUGAUAAUCAACUCGGAAGUGUGGGAUCUGCGAACAAGGAAGCUUCUCCGCAGUGUACCCUCUCUCGACCAGACAUGCAUCACCUUCAACGCCACGGGCGAAGUCAUCUACGCCACGCUGCGCCGCACCAGCGACGACCUCCUGGCCGCGCUGCACGGGCGGCGGCGCAAGCACCCACUCUUCUCAGCGUUCAAGACCAUCGACGCCACCUCGUACACCGACAUCGCGACCGUGAACGUGGACCGGUGCGUGCUGGACUUGGCCAUAGAGCCAACCGACUCGUAUGUGGCAGUGGUGGCUGUAGAUGAGCACGGGGAGUCAGAUUCUGUCGCGCGGGUGUUUGAGGUGGGGAGGCAGCGGGUGGUUGAGGAGCUUGGGGAUUUCGACGGGGAGGAUGAAGGGGAGAUGGAGGACGAGGGGGACGAGGGGGAGGAGGAGGAGGAGGAUGAUGAGCAGGAGGAGUUUGAUAGCCUUGAGGAGGAGCUGUUUGGCGGUGGGUUUUCAGAGGAUUUGGACGAGGAUGAGGACGAGGAUGGGUUUGGGCAGCCUAGGGUGAGGGCUGUGCGGGGGGGUGGUGGUGGGCGGGGGGUGAUGAAUGGGGAGGUGGAGGAGGGGGAGUAUCUGGGGAGCGAUUCGGAGGAUGAUGACGAGGCGGCGCAGGAGCUGAUGGAUUUGAUCAUGGAGGGGCCGUCGGAUGAUGAUCCGGAUAGCUUCAGCGAUGAGGAUGAUGAUGAUGACGAAGAUGAUACGGAUGAUGAAGAUGAAGUAGAUUUUGAUGAUGAGUGGGAUAGAGAUUCUGAUGAAUCAGGCCCAGAUGAAUAGGGAAUUCAUGUGGUUAAUAGUAUAAUUUUCCAUGGGCAUUUCACUGCAUAGUGGAAAAUAAGGAAGCAGGUUCCUU